GCGAGUGGACAAGUAGCGACAAAACAUCGUAACGCGUCAGUACGUAAGAAACCACCAGUUUAGGACUAUAGCAUACAACAGAAACGUUUCACAUGGGGAGCUGAAAGAAGAAAAUGACGUUCAUGCGUUACAGUAUGUUACUAUUAUCAGUUUUGGAGUUACUGUUGUGUGGAUGCACAGCUGGUUUGUCUCGAGCGCACCAGAGCGAUGAGAGCGAGUCUCAAGGCGCGAGACUCCCGCGUGCUGUGCCGGGCGAGCCUCUGGAAACAACCACCAUCCCAAACCACUUACCGGAGGACGACAGGGACUUCGGGUUUUCACCUUUCACCCCCAAAAUGACCAUCACAACCAGAGACUCCAGGACCACUGGUAAAUCUAACCAGCUAGAGCCCCUCUGGGUGACCACGACGGCUGCGACUCUAACCAAAACAACGAAUCCAACCUUCAAACGCACUGAAGUUAAGCCAACAUUCUUAUCAAAACUAAACAUUAAUGUAAAUUCGACUUUUUCUACUUCCAUAAGUUACACAACAAACACAACGCUACCUGAACAAGAGGGUUCAAGCAGUUCAUGGACUGCGAAAAGCACCACUAAUCCUCUCCUGACCACUGAGAAAGGACCUCAGUGUAACUGUAUUGCUGAGGGUUCAGUAAACCCAGAUACCUGUGACCAGGUCACAGGUCAGUGUGAGUGCUUGCCUGAAUACACGGGUCACCAGUGUGACAGAUGUAAGGAUGGGUAUUUCACCAAUGGGACCAGCGGCUGCCAGGCCUGUGGCUGUGAGUCCUAUGGAGCCGUGAACAAACUCUGCAAUAGUUCAGGCGUGUGCACGUGCAAGGCAGGGGUGCAUGGGGACAAGUGUGACAACUGCCGUCCAGGGUUCACGCAGUUCAGCAGCACAGGGUGCCAACCAUGCCAAUGUAGUAAUCACAGCAACUCCUGCAACCCACUGUCAGGCCUCUGCGUCAACUGCCAGGGCAACACCGAAGGAUCCGGCUGUGAGUACUGCAGGUAUAAUUUCUACCGAAAGCCCGGCACUCUUGUGACGGACACCUGUAUCCCCUGCCCCUGUUCCAGCGUGACUUCCACGGGCAGCUGUACGCUAGAGGAGAGCGGUCAGCCCAUCUGUAACCAGUGCAAGCCAGAGUACCAGGGUCGUAACUGUGAGCAGUGUAGCGAUGGCUUCUACAACGCCGACAGCAUCUGCAUUCCCUGUAACUGCAGUGGGAACGCAGACCCGCGCACAUCCCCUCGGAUCUGUCAUCCGGACACGGGCCAGUGCCUGAGGUGCAUCAACAACACUACUGGCCUGCACUGCGAGCGUUGCGCCGACGGCUUCACGGGGGACGCGCUCGCCAAGAACUGCAUUCCUAAAGUCGUCCACACUUCACCAUCCACCACUACCCUGGGGUUUCACUACACCACCAUGACCUCCAGCCCCAAUGCUACAACCCAGUUCACCUUGUCCACCCUGCUGACAAGAUUAGGCACCUCGGCUCCCAACACCACCACGGCUGCAGUGACUCAACUCCCGUGGAACCAGUUUAACAUCAUCAUCCUGGCUGUCAUCAUUAUAGUGGUGGUGGCUCUCAUGGCGGCGGUGGGAGGUGUGUACACAUACAGGGAGUACCAGAACCGCAAGCUGAACGCCCCCUUCUGGACCAUUGAGCUGAAGGAGGACAAUAUCAGCUUCAGCAGCUAUCACGAUAGCAUUCCAAACGCAGACGUAUCGGGGCUUUUAGAGGACGAAGUGAACGAAAUAAGCAAUGGACAACUUGCUUUAAGUGUUCCGAGUAGUUUGUAUAAGAUCUGAUUUGUGUCGAGUCUUACACAAUACUGUGGCAGGAACUUGGCUACUGUGCCAGCGCUGGCCCAGGGGUGCUCAGAUUGUGGAUACGUGGAUACCCUCUUUUUCUUUUCAUUUUAUGGUGAUGAACAAAGAACAGGACCUGGUGUCCUCAGCAAACACGGUGCACACACACAAAACUAGAAAAGAAGGACAUGCAUAGACAGAAAAAGAGGCAAACAUCAGCUGUGCAUCCCAAGUUGCAUUCAGCCCCGGAUGUGCCACUGUCCUGUUGGAGACCUCGGGAGACUCAAAACUCAUUUAGUCUUUCUUCAAAGACCAGAGACAAAUUUACUAAUGUAUGAGAGAAUUUUAGAGACUAAGGCAUGUCAGUAGUGAUAGCAAUACACAACACAAUGAGACAUGCACGUUUCAUUACUCAUGCUAUUCUACAUAGAUAAUUUAUUGAAAUGCACCUGCUUUAUCGACAUUGUUUGCACAUUUACACGCAAAGAAUUGCCGAUAGGCAGUUGCAUACUAAACAACUGUCCAUUAACCCGUUCCCAUUGUUAAUGCUGAGAAUUCAAAAAAGAAUGGAUGUUUAUUUUCAAUAAGCUCAGGAUAGAUUUUGUUUUGGUUGUGCAAGCAUUUUAUUGAUGCUAUAGAAAAGACAAUUUACAUGCGAUUACACAUAAAUGACUAUAGAGGGCAGCACUGCACAGGGCCUGAAAUGCAUUGGCUUUGGUGUGCAAUGGAAAUGUGUCAUUCUGAGUGACAGAUGCUGAACGGUUUAUUCAUUUAUCUACACUUUUUUGUCAGACGCUUUUUUACCAAAGCGAAUGAUACGAUUGGGCGAUUCAUUUUUAGGCCAAAGAGGAUCUGUGUGUCGGUUUUAAAAAGACAGAGAUGAAUGAAUUUUUGUCAGUUUUACAAAAGCAAAGUGGAUUUAGAGGAUGGGGACUUUGUUGUUUAUUUAUUUUCAGCAAAUUCUUCUCAAUCCGCCUUUUAUUUAUGACUGUCACGGUGUGCCGGGUCAUAUUGUGGUGGGUUUAGCAAUUUCUCGGGAUUUGUGAAGUCAUCUGACUGGGAGCGCUUAACAAUUUGGUUAAUUUAUUUGAUGGACCCUCUUGCUCAAGCUUUAACACGGGAUCACACAUCAAUGGCACAAAUAUGAGCAGCAGUCAUUUAUUCAAUCUGCCUUAGCACAGGCACAAACAGGUUGAGAGAGAGGCCAAUAAAUGAAUCAGUGCACAUAUGCCAGCGUGUGGGUGUGCGUGCAGGUGUCAAGGUUAAUAUAUGACAGAGCGCAUUGGAUAGAAAAGUACAAAGCAUCAUCAUGUCACUCAGUAGAACUGAUUUCGAAAAAAAAUGUAAGGUGUGGAGGAACAUGACAAAUGUAUAAUCAGUAUCAACAAUAUGUUGGCUGAAAAAGAAGACAAGAAAAUCUGCCUUUAGCUCAUUUUAGCUCGCUCUCUAAUUCCACAGUCCUGAAGCUACGCUCAUCAGAAGUGUGUUUACUGUAAAUAAAAUGAUAUGAAUAUUAGAUGUACAGAAUAGUUGUUACGAGGAGGCUGCUAUCAUAUUGGUACGUGGGCGACAAGAAUAGUUUUAUUUCUGUGUCCAGCAUACAUGCACACACAUAGAAACAGAUGUCUUAAAGUGAUAGUUCACCUGAAAAUGAAAAUUCUGUCAUCAUUUACUCAUCCUCUUGUCAUUUCAAACCAUUUCAAAAACACAGAAGAAGAUAUUUUGAAGAAACUUGGUAACCAAACAGCGCCGGCACCCAUUCACUUCUAUUGUAUGGACAUGAAACCAAUGCAAGUGAAUGGGGGCCGGUUACCAACAUUCUUCAGAAUGUUUUUUUUGUGUGUGUUCUGCUGAAGAAAGAAAGUCAUAACGGUUUGAAAUGACAAGAGGGUGAGUAAAUGAUGACAGAAUUUUCAUUUUUGGGUGUCCCUUGGGAGACCAUUGUAUGCAUUGUGCUUUAUGCAUGAUGCACCACACUCACAACACAACUAACUCUGUGAAAGAUUUCAAUAAAAGGAGGUUUUACUAUGAAA
Molecule: messenger RNA, 3847 nt
Organism: Triplophysa rosa
Lineage: Eukaryota; Metazoa; Chordata; Actinopteri; Cypriniformes; Nemacheilidae
Product: multiple epidermal growth factor-like domains protein 9
Exons: 6
Coding region: 114-1814 (566 amino acids)
Biological process (GO): axon guidance
Cellular component (GO): basement membrane
Molecular function (GO): extracellular matrix structural constituent
Source: RefSeq, a predicted model, not a curated record